UUGAAGGUCAUUUCUAAUAUUUUGUGUACGUAUAUAAAUCAGGGGUGCAAGAUGAACGAUAUCAGUUUGAUCCUGUGUCUUAAUCGAAAGAGCUCAACAUGAAUGCAAUGAUAACCCUUGCUUUUGCCGCCUUGGUAGCGACCGCUUCUGCCUCUCACCUAGGUCUAGGUUUAGGAUUGGGACCUGCCGGUCUCGUCCACCCCCACGCCCUUAGCCCAAUUGGACCCUCUGGAAUCGUCACUGGAGCUGGCGCAGCCGGUCCCUCUGGAGUCGUAACUGGAGCUGGAGCUGCUGGACCCGCUGGAGUAGUCAACGGUCAUGGAGCUGUAGGUCCAACUGGUCCCAACGGACAUGGCCCCAUCCUUGCUGGUCCUGGUGCUUUAGGUUUAGGUUUGGGAUUGGGUCUUGCACGUCCUGCAUACAGCCCAGUAGGUCCCUCUGGAAUCGUUACUGGUGCCGGCGCUGCUGGUCCUUCCGGAAUCGUUACUGGAGCUGGUGCUGCUGGACCCGCUGGUGUAGUCAACGGACAUGGAGCUGUAGGACCAACUGGCCCCAAUGGACAUGGUGCUAUCCUCGCCCCUGCUGCUUUAGGUUUGGGUUUGAGAUUGGGACAUGCCGGUUUAGGACUUGGUGGAUGGGGCCAUGGAGUUGAUAGUGAUGACUCAGUAAAAGAUCCGGAUUACCAAGAUCCAACACUACUACCUGAAAAUUUGUGUAUUUCAUCUCCAUCUGUGUUUGAACAUAUUGCUCUCACUUUCGCCGCCAUGGUAGCGGCCACUUCCGCCUCACACCUCGGACUCGGAUUAGGUUGGGGAUUGGGACAUGCCGGUAUUGUCAACCCCCACGCCCUUAGCCCCAUUGGUCCCUCUGGAAUCGUCACUGGAGCCGGCGCAGCCGGUCCCUCUGGAGUCGUAACUGGAGCUGGAGCUGCCGGACCCGCUGGAGUAGUCAAUGGGCAUGGUGCUGUAGGUCCAACUGGUCCCAACGGACAUGGUGCUAUCCUUGCUGGACCCGGUGCCUUAGGUUUGGGAUUGGGUCUUGCUGGCCAUGCUCUUAGUCCCGUAGGUCCCUCUGGAAUCGUCACCGGUGCCGGUGCUGCUGGUCCAUCCGGAGUCGUUACUGGAGCUGGAGCUGCUGGACCUGCUGGUGUAGUCAACGGACACGGAGCUGUAGGGCCAACUGGCCCCAACGGACACGGUGCUAUCUUAGCCCCUGCUGCUUUAGGUUUGGGUUUGGGAUUGGGACAUGCUGGUUUAGGUCUUGGACUUGGCGGAUGGGGUCAUGGAGCAGAUUGCCCUCACAUUUGCUGCCAUGGUAGCUACCUCUUCCGCCUCACACCUUGGUCUAGGUUGGGGAUUGGGACAUGCCGGUAUUGUCAACCCCCACGCCUUAGCCCCAUUGGUCCCUCUGGAAUCGUCACUGGAGCCGGCGCAGCCGGUCCCUCUGGAGUCGUAACUGGAGCUGGAGCUGCUGGACCCGCUGGAGUAGUCAACGGACACGGAGCUGUAGGACCAACUGGUCCCAACGGACAUGGUGCUAUCCUUGCUGGUCCCGGUGCCUUGGGUUUGGGAUUAGGUCUUGCUGGUCAUGCUCUUAGCCCAGUAGGUCCCUCUGGAAUCGUCACCGGUGCCGGUGCUGCUGGUCCAUCUGGAGUCGUAACUGGAGCUGGAGCUGCUGGACCCGCUGGUGUAGUCAACGGACACGGAGCUGUAGGACCAACUGGCCCCAACGGACACGGUGCUAUCCUAGCCCUGCUGCUUUAGGUUUGGGUUUGGGAUUGGGACAUGCCGGUUUAGGUCUUGGACUUGGCGGAUGGGGACAUGGAGCUGGUCAUUUGGGUCUUCAUGGUUGAUAACAAAUAGCAAUUCCUAGGAACUGAACUUUUUAUUGAUUUUUGCAAUGAAGUGAUAUUAUUUAUUAAAAAAUAAAUGUUGCAUAUAAAAGUAUUUGAAUUUUUUAUUUACAGAACCAUUUUAACAAAAAACAGUGACGAAAUAUAAA
This is a messenger RNA of Diabrotica balteata, 2001 nucleotides long. The record is from the annotation of a GenBank genome assembly. NCBI's taxonomy places the organism in Eukaryota, Metazoa, Arthropoda, Insecta, Coleoptera, Chrysomelidae.